Molecule: messenger RNA, 924 nt
Organism: Malassezia vespertilionis
Lineage: Eukaryota; Fungi; Basidiomycota; Malasseziomycetes; Malasseziales; Malasseziaceae
Gene: PPH1
Product: protein-serine/threonine phosphatase
Exons: 3
Coding region: 1-924 (307 amino acids)
Biological process (GO): mitotic cell cycle; peptidyl-serine dephosphorylation
Cellular component (GO): cytosol
Molecular function (GO): protein serine/threonine phosphatase activity
Source: RefSeq, a predicted model, not a curated record
AUGUCUGUCGAUAUCCAAGAACAGGAUCAGUGGAUCAGCUACCUCAGCGAGUGCAAGCAACUGAACGAGAGCGAUAUCAAGCGACUGUGCGAAAAGGCUCGUGAUGUGUUGUUGGAAGAAUCCAAUGUACAGCCUGUGCAUUGCCCUGUGACGGUCUGUGGCGAUAUCCACGGACAGUUCCACGACCUUGCGGAGCUUUUCCGCAUCGGUGGUAACUCGCCAGAUACAAAUUACCUGUUUAUGGGCGACUAUGUCGACCGCGGGUACUAUUCCGUCGAGACAGUCACGUUGCUAGUCGCGCUCAAAGUGCGCCACCCCGACCGUGUGACUAUUUUGCGUGGGAACCACGAGUCGCGCCAGAUUACGCAGGUGUAUGGCUUUUACGACGAGUGCCUGCGCAAGUACGGGAAUGCGAACGUGUGGAAGUACUUUACCGACUUGUUCGACUACUUGCCGCUGACCGCGCUGAUUGACGACCAAAUCUUUUGUCUGCAUGGCGGUCUUUCCCCUUCGAUCGAUACCCUCGAUCAGAUCCGCUCGAUCGACCGUGUCCAAGAAGUCCCCCACGAAGGGCCCAUGUGCGACCUGCUCUGGUCCGACCCUGACGACCGCUGCGGCUGGGGCAUAUCCCCGCGCGGCGCUGGCUACACGUUUGGCCAGGAUAUUAGCGAGGCGUUCAACCACAACAAUGGCCUCACGCUUGUGGCUAGGGCCCAUCAGCUUGUUAUGGACGGGUUCAACUGGUCGCAGGAGAGGAACGUGGUCACCAUCUUCUCUGCACCGAACUACUGCUACCGGUGUGGUAACCAAGCUGCGAUUAUGGAGAUUGACGAAAACCUCAAGUAUACAUUCCUCCAGUUUGACCCUGCUCCGCGCACGGGCGAGCCCCUUGUUUCCCGCCGUGUCCCCGACUACUUUUUGUAA